Hyla sarda is the source of this 4919-nucleotide messenger RNA. RefSeq names its product colony stimulating factor 3 receptor (gene CSF3R). Gene Ontology annotation, cellular component: external side of plasma membrane; signaling receptor complex; membrane. NCBI's taxonomy places the organism in Eukaryota, Metazoa, Chordata, Amphibia, Anura, Hylidae. The record is from RefSeq and is a predicted model, not a curated record. Gene Ontology annotation, biological process: cytokine-mediated signaling pathway. Gene Ontology annotation, molecular function: granulocyte colony-stimulating factor binding; cytokine receptor activity. The transcript has 17 exons. The coding region runs from base 344 to 2797 and encodes 817 amino acids.
AUUCCCCCUCCUCCUGUUUUGUCAUGUAUGCUUCAUGUUCAGGGAAGUAUUUUGCAAUUUCCAGUGGGUUGGAGAGAUGGUAACGGCAUCAUCUCUCUGGGAACAGCUGCUGGUACAAAAGCUUUAUCAAACCAGCAGGAAAACUGAUAUUCUGCCUGAUAAGACACAUUGAAGUACAAAGCUGGUGUAAACGUCUUUUGAGCGAGUAGUCACUAGAUCCUACCGAAACUUGAAAUGGGGCUCCAUUGAUAUGCAGUCGAUAAGCUAUGAAAACAGAAAAGUUCUAAUGACUGUUAUAACUGGAUAUACCAUACACACAUGAAGGGCAAUCUUCAUGUAGCCUAUGUUGUUCUUGGAUAGCUUAGGAGUAAAAACUAAAGAUAUGUACAAAAACCAAGGUGUUCUUCUGCUGCUUCUCUUUGUAGUACAAGGUGCCCAGUCCUGUCACAUUACUGUAGAUUCUUCAAUCAUUCCCAUCGGUUCCCCUUUAUCGGCUUCCUGUGAUUGCCCUCACUUAGGAAAUGGGAAAUAUGAAGUCAUCUGGAAACUAGAUGAGGAUUUUGUCCCAUGUAAUCUAUCCAGCAAUGCUCAGACAAGCACAUGUUCAGCAUACAUUGCAAGCUUCAACAAGACAUCGGGAUUGCUCCAGUGCUAUGUCAGCAGUAGUGAGGGACUUCAGCUUGUGGACCAAGUUACCAUAAGCGCUGGUUACCCUCCAGCUCCACCAACCAACAUCAGCUGCCUAACGAACAUUCACAAAAACAUUGUCAACUGCACAUGGCAACUCCAGAAACACUCACUCUUGGAAGAAAAUGUCACAUUGUCAACGUUCAAGUCCUCAAACAAAUGUAGCACUCAUUUAAGUAGUGAAUACAUAUGUAAUCCCUCAAAGGGGGAACAUUUUUGUAAUAUUUCUCGUAAAUAUUUUGACAAUUUUGGGGAACUUUCAGUACAAGUGAUAGUGCAAAACAAGAUUGGAUCUGCUACCUCAUCUCGUCUUUGUGUGGUCCCACUACAAGAAGUAAAGCUUGACCCAAUAGUUAUUAAAGAUACCAUUCCCCAUAAGGACUGUGUUACUUUACAAUGGACGUAUGGAAGAAAAGCAGAAUUUUUAAAAGAUAUGAGAUGCCAGUUUAACUACAGAAAGGCUGCAGAGAUGGAAUGGACUGGGCCUAUAGAGGUACCAGUUGAUGUGAAAACAAUAGACCAGUGUGGCUUGGUAGGGGGUAUCAAGUAUGAUUUCCAGAUUCGCUGUAUCCGUAAAAAUCUAACCGGGCAAUGGAGUGAAUGGGGACCAACAACCAACGUUACCACUGUAGAAACAAUUCCAACAGGAAAACUAGAGACCUGGUGGAGAAUACUGGAACCCACACAUGACAGUCCAGAAAAAAUUCAGCUACUAUGGAAGCCACUGGAGAGAAAUAAGGCCAAUGCAGAACACUUGUGGUACAUUGUGAAGAGCUCUUUAGAUGAAACAGACACCAUUUUAUGCAACACAACCAGUCUAAAUUGUACCAUCUCGCUACCCACUGAAAAGAAGAAUGUCUUCAUAUGGACGUACAAUAAUGCUGGAGCAUCUCCAGAAAGUCAGAUCACCUUCACUGCCAGGAAUGGAACACCAGUGUCUAAAAUUGAGGUGUCUUCCAAUGGUGAUUCCAGCUUGAAAGUUAUGUGGGAGCCACAAUCUUCUGCAAAGAGUUACCUGCUAGAGUGGCAUAAAAAUACAGAGCUAUCUGACUGUGAAAUACACUGGAGAGUUGAACAGGAAGGAAAAAGGAGCUCAAUUCUACAAGACAUUCAGCCAUAUCAGAGGUACAGUGUGAGACUGUAUCCCUUGUAUAAAGACUGUAUUGGGAUGGCCAUAGAAAUAGAUGCAUACUCUAAAGAAGGAGCACCAGACUACUCUCCAGAUAUCACAUUGAUAACUGUCAACAAAUCCCAGGCGGCAGUGCAAUGGAAGCCAAUUCCUGUGCAAAGAAGCAAUGGAUUCAUUAACUACACAGUUUUUUGGACUGAAACAAGUGGAAAAGAGCAUAGUGCAACUCUAGAUGGUUCAGCAACAAAGUACAUUAUAACAAAUCUGCUCCCGUCAACUACAUACCAAGUGUUGCUAAGCAGCUCUACAUCUGAAGGAAGUGUGAAUGGAACUGGUUUAAUGCUUCACACUGCUGCCGCAGAUAAUGAAGACAUCAAUAUGAUGCUCCUGAUUUUUAUCCUGUUUGGAUUCUUUAUUAUCAUUGUCAUGGUUCUUACCUGCAUUAUGAAACAUGAAAGGAUGAAGAAUCGGUUCUGGCCUGUUGUUCCAGACCCUGCCAAUAGUCAAAUGGGAAAACGAGUCUUCUUCUUGGAAAAGACUCCCGAGAUGACGUUUGAUAUAAGUGAUGUUUCUCAGAUCAACACAAGUGAACUUAGAAUUGUGGAGGGAUGGAAAGAAAAGAAUCUACCUUUGGAAAAUGGAGUCAAGGAUAACUGUUUUGAAGAUUAUGGUCUUGCAUGCAAUACACAAACAUCAUCUUCUCCAGAAGAUCCAAAUAAGCCAAAGUAUUACAUCAAUGUUGACACGGUCCAGUAUGCCAAAGUGAUCACAGAGGGUUACCGUGAACAGAGUCCUCCAACUUCUGUCUAUGUAAGAUCUGACUCCACACAACCUCUUCUUUGUGAUGUAUCACCGAGCCCCCAGAAUUAUGAAAACACAUGGUUCCACUUCAGCAGCCAUGAGGACAGUGUGUUCUUGAUGGAAGAGGAAACUUUGAAAGACUUUCCUCUUUUAAAUGCCUUGCAGCUCCAUGAGGAUUAAGAUACAUUCAGUGGGUUUCAUGAAGAAAUUUGCAGCAAUCAUAUCUACAUAUAUAAAACUCAACGUGUGUGUGUGUGUAUGUAUGUCUGUAUGUAUGUAUGUGUGUAUGUUCCAGCAUCACGUCCAAAUGGCUAAAGAUAUUAACAUGAAACUUGGCACACAUGUUACUUAUAUGUCAACAACAAACAUAGGAUAGGUAAUUUAACCCUUACUCACCCCCCAUUUGCCAGGGUCGGGGUUUUUGUUUAAAGUCCCAUAAAAGUCUAUGGGAAAUAUAUCUUACUGCAUAACUUUCAAACGGCUGGAGAUAUUUCGAUAAUACUUGGUCACAUGUUACUUAUAUGUCCACUUAAAAUAUAGGAUAGUUAAUUUAACCCUUAACUACCCCCAUUUGUGAGGGUGGGGUUUUUCGUUUAAAGUUCCAUGCAAAUCAAUGGAAAAUGUAUGUUCCCACAUAAUUUCCGUACAGCUGGAGAUAUUUCAAUACCUGGUACACAUAUUACGGGUCGUGAUAGGAGGUCGGGAUAGGAGGUCGGGAUUGGAGGACGGGAUAGGAGGUCGAGAUAGGUUGACGGAAUAGGAGGUCGGGAUAGGAGGUCAAGAUAGGAGGUCGAGAUAGGAGCUCGAGAUAGGAGGGCGGGAUAGGAGGUCGCGAUAGGAGGACGGGAUAGGAGGUCGGGAUAGGAGGUCGGGAUAUGGGGUUGGGAUAUGACAACAAUAUUUGAGGACGGGACAUGAAGUCAAAAGCUUCCUCUAUUGAUUUUCCUCCACAACAAGGAUUAGGAAGGAAAAACUGGGCAACGCUGGGACGGGAUAGGAGGUCGUUAUAGGAGGUUGGGAUAGGAGGUCAAGAUAGGUGGUCAUGAUAGGAGGUCGGGAUAGGAGGUCAGGAUAGGAGGUUGGGAUAUGAGGACAGGAUAGGAGGACGGGAUAUGAAGAUGGGAUAUGAGGUCAGGGUAUGGGGAUGGGAUAUGGAGACGGAAUAUGGGGUUGGGCUAUGAGGAUUUGAACAUACCAGUUCUGUUGAGGUAGCCAUACACUUUCAAUAGUUGACGGCGACUGAAGACAGGAGAAGUAAGCUGUUGAAAGACACCUCUGGCAGCACCUUAUCUUUACGAGAACAUAAAGUUCAAAAGGUAGAAAUCCAACAUGCAUAACCCGUUCUCUCCCCCAACAUUAUUUGUUGGUGAAUAGUCAGGAACGAGUCAUACACUUUAGACAGUCAGCUAACUUUUGUCUAAACUGUUCCUUGGAAUACUUUAUACUCCAAGGUUGGUUUCAGACACUUUGCUAUAUGAGGUGUUAGCUGUCAUCACACAGGAGGUUCCUUGGUCGAAUAUUAAAAGGGAUACUCUGGUGGAAAACUUUUUUUUAUUAACUGGUGCCAGAAAGUUAAACAGAUUUGUAAAUUACUUCUAUUAAAAAAAAAGGGUGCCUCCAGCUGUUGCAUUAGUUGCAGAUUGAUCCCUCCACCCAUUGAAGCAGACAGGCUCCCUGUCAUCAGCUGACUAGUGAGUCAGGUCUCGGCUGCAUUGCAAGCUGGGAAAAAUCCGAGACAACAGUAAUUUUGUAUGCUGGUAAAAAUAAAUAUUGUAGUGAAUAUCACAGAAGAAUUGUGAGCAAACCGUCACACACAGGUACAGACACUAUAUUAUGAACUACACUAACUUUACAGCCCCUGUAGCAUAGUCAAAUAAAUAAAAAAUCCUGGAAUAUCCCUUUAAUUUUCUGGCACCAGUUAAAAAAAAAAAAUGUUUUCCAGUGGUGUACCCUUUUAACUCCAAUAGCAUUACAUGGCUUUGCAAAAUCUAUAUAUUUUCCUUCCCCCACCAUCCUGUAUUUGGAACUGUGUAAUAAAGUAAGUAAGCAAGUCAGUACUCUGUGAUAAUUUUUUUUGCUUCUAUAGUGCUGCAUAGGCCAAUAAUAAAAUAGAGGUAAUGGAGUAUGCCUUGUGUAUACCCUGCGUAUAUUUCCCCUUUGCUAGGGCUCUCCUAAUGCAACCUACAUUUCCCAUUAUACCUUUUGCUUUGCAGAGACAGAGGGGGCAGGGUCUCAUCCAUGCAUCAGGCCGUGCAGCAAGUGAUAGAUGAAUUACAUAGAUCUUCUGCCCCCUAACUUACAA